Molecule: messenger RNA, 2221 nt
Organism: Salvelinus sp. IW2-2015
Lineage: Eukaryota; Metazoa; Chordata; Actinopteri; Salmoniformes; Salmonidae
Product: sphingosine 1-phosphate receptor 4-like
Biological process (GO): adenylate cyclase-activating G protein-coupled receptor signaling pathway; regulation of metabolic process
Cellular component (GO): cytoplasm; plasma membrane
Molecular function (GO): sphingosine-1-phosphate receptor activity
Source: RefSeq, a predicted model, not a curated record
AGUCUCCAACCUAAGUGUAUGUACAUUUCCGACUUCAACUGUAAAUACUGGCCUGAUGCCCUCCUAGUAGAAAAAGUAUCUUGCAACACAUCCUAGAAAACAUCUUGGUCCAACCACUUCGACAUACAUGUACCAUGAAAACAUUAUGAAAGUCUCUUCCCGUAAUCAUCAUGGGGCAACUUGAGCAAUAGGAUUAAAAUAUUGCAGCGGUCAAAAGCAGGGCGCAAGUAGUGGAUGGGYAAAGUGUUUACAUCAGUGAGAUUAAGUCUGACCUUGACAUGUGGAAAAUUACAGGYGGGAAAAUAUAUAGAAUGUAUAUAUUUAAAAAACAAAAUUGUGGUAACCUUAUGCAAGUGUGGAUUAGGCUAUAUCUAUUUAGCAAUUAACACGUUGAUUGGGUGSCAUCCAUCUAUGAAUAAUCACGUUCUGAAGCAUUUCACAAUUGGUGUGUUUUCUUUUGGCCAGUGAUGAAACACCCCAUCAGUGUCAAUAACCUCUUGCUUCUCAUGUGUGUGUUGGUCGCUUUGGGUGUGGUGCCAUGUGAGUAACCUUCUGAGUGUAGGGCUUCCUUCCUCAUUGCUUCUAUAGAGUAGAACACAUCUGCACUACCAGCCCACACAGGGGAUGGCUGUCCACACACCACAUCACUACCAACAGCAUCUCUGCGCCAGUGGGUUGUGAGACAGCAGAGCUCCAGUGGAGAGACUGUUUUAGCCUGAGUCUAAGCCCACAUCAGGAGUUCUACACUCACCCAAGUCCUGCCUUGUCCAGCCCGACCCAGCCAUUUUCUGACUUGCCAAGCCCUUCACAACCCAGCCAUGGAUGCCCUGUCCUCCCUGAGCUCCUCAACCUCCUGCUCUCAUCUGUACRUCUGGGCCAGCAACACCACCAACAGCAGCGCUAUUAACAUUGAUGUGAUCCUGGAGCACUACAACCACACAGGGCGCCUGCAGCAUCGCGUGCCCCGCCAGGGUGGCCUGAGCUUGGCAGCGGCCCUCUCCCUCUUCAUCAGUGUCCUCAUCAUCCUGGAGAACCUGCUGGUCCUAGUGGCCGUGCUCUCCCGGAUCCUCCACAGCCGCCGCUGGGUCUACGUGUGCAUCGCCAACAUCACCCUGAGCGACCUGCUGGCCGGGGCGGCCUACGUGGUCAACAUCUGGAUGUCGGGCAGCCAGACAUUCAGACUGAGCCCGGCUCUGUGGCUGUUCAGGGAGGGGGUACUGUUCGUGGCCCUCGCCGCCUCCAUCUUCAGCCUGCUGCUGAUAGCAGUGGAGCGCUACACCACUAUGAUGAAGCCGCUGCACCAGAAGUCAGCCAGGAAGACAUYUCGUAUCUACGGCCUYGUGGCGCUGUGCUGGAUCSUGGCCUUCGCCAUCGGCUUCCUCCCCCUGCUGGGKUGGAACUGCGUGUGCAGCCUGGAGAGCUGCUCCACCRUGCUGCCGCUCUACUCCAAGAGCUACAUCRUCUUCUCRRUGCUCAURUUCUCCCUCAUCCUGCUGGCCAUCGGUGUGCUCUAUGGCGCCAUCUACUGCCACGUGCGCAGCAGCGCCAAGGUGGGAUCCCAGCGCAGCCGCAAGCGCUCCCUGGGGCUGCUAAAGACAGUCAUCUCCAUCGUGGGUGUGUUCAUCAUUUGCUGGGGGCCUCUGUUCAUCCUGCUGCUGGUGGACUUCUUCUGUGUGUCGCGGCAGUGCGCACCGCUCUUCAGCGCCGACUGGGUCAUCGCCCUGGCCGUGAUCAACUCGGCCCUGAACCCGGUCAUCUACACCCUGGGCAGCACAGAGCUGAGGAAGGCCAUCGCAGGCCUGUUGUGCUGCUGCUGCCUCAGGGCAGGCCUCUGUCACCCUGACACAUUUGUGUCCAAGGAGACCAGCAGCACUGGGAGCAUCAGGCACAGCAGUCUGAGGAACAGUUUCAAUAAGAUCAGGAGUCUCACUGUCAGCCCCCCGCCUGCACCCAAUGCCCCCAAAAAGAGCCACCGCCUGAGCUCCACCACCACCUGCCUGUCUGUGUCGAGCGGUUAGACCACAACGGGCUGCCUGGGGCAGGCGUAGCUGUGUGUGUGUUUGAGAGAGAGACACAGAGAGACGGAGACAGAGAGUGUCAGUGGAGGCUCCUCAGAGCAGGAAGGGGAGGAUCUUCCUACUCAGGUAGUUUCAUAAAAGUAAAAAUAUAAAAAAAUACAAAUAUCAAUUAUUAAUUUGUAGCAAACUGCAAUUAAAGCCAG